Molecule: messenger RNA, 587 nt
Organism: Pollicipes pollicipes
Lineage: Eukaryota; Metazoa; Arthropoda; Thecostraca; Pollicipedomorpha; Pollicipedidae
Gene: nemy
Product: cytochrome b561 family member no extended memory
Molecular function (GO): oxidoreductase activity
Source: RefSeq, a predicted model, not a curated record
CAGGGGCGAGUGAAACGGAGCGGCCGCGCGGAGGUGGUGGUGCUGCCCCGUCACGUGCUGCUGUCUUGUGCGUCCGCCGCGGUCUCCGCUCGUGCGUCUGUCUAUUAUCACACGGUGCGGCCAGCAUGGGGCGGUUCCGGCGUGAGGUGCACGAGGAGGAGGUAGAGAUGACGGCCGCCAGCCGCUGCUGGUUCUCGCUGCUGACGCUGCUGGCCGAGGUGCUGCUGUUCGGCAGCGUGGCGCUGGUCGUCGCCUGGUGCCUCAAGUACCGCGGCGGCUUCGCCUGGACCGAGGACCCCAAGCUGCAGUUCAACCUGCAUCCGGUGCUCAUGGUCACCGGGCUGAUCUUCUUCGCCGGGCACGCUAUGCUGGCGUACAGGCAAUGGCGGUGCUGCAACCACUCGACCAUCAAGCUGGUGCACACGCUGUACCACAUCAUGGCCAUCCCCUGUAUCGCGGUCGGCAUGAUCGCCGUCUUCGACUUCCACAACAACAACAAGCCGACUCCGAUCCCGAACCUGUACUCGCUGCACUCCUGGAUGGGACUGGUCACCGUCGGUCUGUAUGGCCUUCAGGUACUCCCGUCG